CAAAUCACCUAAGGCAAGAGGCAGGGUAGGAUAGGGUCUGUAGCUGAUUACUGAUUUCACUAGCAAAUAAAGCAGCAGCUGCCCUCCACUGCGACUUUACACUUAAAGCUCUGUGACAUUUGUAUGGGACAGGAUGCUUUCAUGGAGCACUCCAGUGGCACAUUCUGCUUGUUAAGAUGCAACAUUUAUUUUCUGCUUUUAGGCACAUGCUCUAUGUUGACACUGAGAAUACCAUCAACAACAAUCCAUGGCAUCGAGGGGCAGCUACUGGUUCUUCCCGUCCAUUACAACUUUAACUCUUCUGCGUCCGGCAUUCAAAUUAUUUGGUUGUUUGAAAAAUAUCAGACUCCUGCAAUAUAUUUACUCAGUUCUGUAAAUCAGUCAGUAGUUCCAGAUCUGGAAUUUCAACAUAAGUUUACUUUGAAUCCACCAAAUGCAUCAUUAGUAAUCAAUUCAUUACAUAUGAAAGAUGAAGGCAACUAUAACGUGAAAGUAAAUAUCCAUGGCAGCCCCACAGUCUCCGCUAAUCAGAAUAUCCACGUUACAGUUAAUGUGCCAGUGUCAAAACCCAUUGUCCUAAAUGAACCAUUGCAUGGAGCUGUGGAAAACGUGGGAAAUGUUACAUUUAAAUGUUCUGUAUCAAAAGGAAACAGGGUAAUUUACCAGUGGCUAAAAAAUGGAAAGCCACUGCCGAGCAGCCCAAGGUAUUCUUUUUCUCCAAACAAUGAUACACUUUUUAUUGAUCCGGCCAUGAAGAAAGAUAUUGGUAAUUACAGCUGUUUGGCAAGAAAUCUUGUAAGUGAAAUGGAGAGUGAACCAAUUACACCGACAAUAUAUUAUGGCCCCUAUGAACUAACAGUGAAUUCAGAUAAAGGACUUAAAGUUGGAGAAGUAUUCACAGUUGACAUAGGAGAAUCUGUACAGUUUGAUUGUUCAGCUGAUUCUAACCCUCCAAACACAUUUGCAUGGAUCCAAAGGACUGAAAAUUCAACAGAGAUCAUCAACUAUGGACCAUACUUUAAAGUUCUUUCAGAAAAAGUUGGGCAAAAGACAUUGGAUUAUAUGUGCCGGGCAUACAACAAUAUAACUGGAAAACUAGAUGAAACUCAGUUCACUGUUAUAUUAACAUCUAUAGAUCCUCAGAAGCUGACUCAAAAAGGAAAUUCAUUGUCAUCCUUAGCAGCAAUUACUGGAAUUUCAUUAUUUAUUAUUUUGGCAAUGUCCCUUCUGUUUGUUGGGAGAAAAUAUCACCUUCAUAGAGCUAUUAAAUGGAAGCUCCAGAAUAGGAGGCCUUCAACAGAAUAUAGAAGAACUCAGAUAUUUUCAGGACAUGAAGAUGCUCUUAAUGAUUUUGGGAUAUAUGAAUUUGUUUCCUUUCCUGAUCCUUCUGCUACACACAGGGCAUCAAGCAACAAAUCAGUUUCAACAUCUAAUGUCUCUCAAGCCCAUGAUGUAAACUGUACAGUUUAUGAAGUCAUACGGCAUGUUCCCGAACAACCCCAGAAUGGUCAGCAGGAAUUAAACCAGUGCUCGAAUACUGAUGGAUGAAAAGCCAUGCUAAUAACCAAGGUGCCUGCGUGAAGAACUGUUUCCCAGUGUUGCAGUUUAUCCCACAAUUGGCAACAAAGAAAAACAUCUUAUUUAUUCUAGUAAAAUACCUCAAUAUUCUGGCCCUAACUGCUAUGUAUUAUUGCACUUAUAUUGUCUUUGGUGACAUUCAUACAACGUAAAUUAAAUGUAUGGUAUAAAAAUUAUUUUUCAAACAUUUAAACCCCCAUUUUUGAAUCAUCAUGCUAACAAAAAGGUUUGUGUUUAUUGCUAAAAUCAACGUCAAGCUUAAACUGUUUUAGAUCACCUCAGCUGCCUUGAAAAUAUGAGAAAUUGAAGGAUGAAACUAUUUAAAAAAUAGUUUUUUUUUAUUGCGUUUUCACAGGUGUUUACACAAUAAAGAAGAAAACAUAGUACAUAAUAGAUAAAACAGGUGCAUCAAAUUACCAGAUAUAUGUCCAUAGUAUGAGUGGUCUUACUGCUGGUGAGGACGCCAUAAUACUUAAUUCAAGAGAAAAAAGUCAUGACAGACUUAGAAGUUCAGUUGAAUCAAAUAUUAAUAUAGUAAAAAAGUUGUUAUUCUCUAAACACAGUUUGAGAACACUGAAACACAAUCUAGAGAUUUGCACUAUAUAUUCAAGAAGCCUGAAUCCAUCAAGAUGGAGGAACAAAAGAGCCAAAAAAAGGGGGGGGGGGAGUCUCUUCCCUACAUACAGACAGAGUCUAUAUAGAGAGCAUACACGUUGUGAUCUACAUUUCCCAGUAGACGUCCUCGACCAUAAAGGAGUAGUCUGGUCUCCCCAUUUCCAACCAGGAUCAAACAAUUUUUAUUAAGUGAUAAAGUUUUUUACUUUCCAUUGAAAGCUAAGUCACCGCAGGGUCAACUUAGACUUAAGUCUAGAUUCAGUAAACUGAAGAGAUUUGCCAUUUGCUAAAUUCUUUCUAAAAUAGGAAAGGCCUCACAUCAGACAUAAUUAUAUAUUUUUUUUUAAAUUGUUUUACAAAUUACAUGGAACUCAUUGAGGUUUUACCACUUUAAUUAAAGGGACAGUAAACACCUUGUAAUUACAAGACAUGUUUGUUGUCUUGUUUUAGAAUAACAUACCAACCAAGUACAAACAGCUUCAAAAUAAAUUAGCAUCAUGUUUGAUGUAAUUGUUUUUCAAUAGCCAAUGUUAGUAUAAAUUGCAUUGUUGUAAAUUUCUUAUCUGUUAAAGCCAAUUAGGGAAAGGUAUAAAGCAGGGUUAUCCUUGAGAAGUCUGCACAAAGUGCUUUUUCACUAAUGAGAAUUAGAAAAGACAGACUUUUAAGGGUUAAAUUACUUGAAAAGAGGGCAAAAUAGAAAAAGCACAAAGUACAUUGAAAAGUUGUUUUUCUACACAGAACUAGACAUUUUUAUAAUAAAGGGACAGUCUACACCAUAAUUUUUAUUGUUUUAAAAGAUAGAUAAUCCCAUUAAUAGCCAUUCCCUAGUUUUGCAUUACCAACACAGUUAUAUAAAUACACAUUUUACCUCUGUAAUUAUCUUGUAUCUAAGCCUCUGCAAACUGCCCCCCUAUUUUAGUUCUUUUGACAGACUUGCAUUUUAGCCAAUCAGUGCUCGCUCCUAGGAACUCCACGUGUGUAAGCACAGUGUUAUCUAUAUGACACACAUGAACUAACACCCUCUAGUGGUGAAAAACUGUCAAAAUGCCCUGAGAGAAGAGGCGACCUUCAAGGGCUUAGAAAUUAGAAUAUGAACCUCCUAGGUUUAGCUUUCAACUAAGAAUACCACGAGAACAAAGCAACAUUGAUCAUAAAAGUAAAUUGGAAAAUUAAUUAAAAUU
Bombina bombina (fire-bellied toad) is the source of this 3374-nucleotide messenger RNA. It is a transcript of the gene HEPACAM2, whose product is annotated as HEPACAM family member 2. Bases 124 to 1548 code for a protein of 474 amino acids. Lineage: Eukaryota; Metazoa; Chordata; Amphibia; Anura; Bombinatoridae. The transcript is spliced from 10 exons. The record is from RefSeq and is a predicted model, not a curated record.